Messenger RNA from Ornithodoros turicata, 699 nucleotides. It is a transcript of the gene Uev1A, whose product is annotated as ubiquitin-conjugating enzyme E2 variant 2-like. The record is from RefSeq and is a predicted model, not a curated record. The transcript is spliced from 4 exons. Gene Ontology annotation, biological process: protein K63-linked ubiquitination; DNA damage tolerance. The coding region runs from base 81 to 521 and encodes 146 amino acids. Gene Ontology annotation, cellular component: nucleus. Lineage: Eukaryota; Metazoa; Arthropoda; Arachnida; Ixodida; Argasidae.
CAUUUAUCAUUUGAAAUAGCGACUGUUCUAGCUUUUCAAUUUCCUAUCGAGUCUUGCCGUUCGUUUGUUCUCUGUACAAGAUGGCGACUUCCACUGGUGGGGCAGGUGUGGUAGUUCCACGCAACUUCCGUCUGUUGGAAGAACUGGAGCAGGGCCAGAAAGGAGUUGGUGAUGGAACAAUCAGUUGGGGCCUCGAGGAUGACAGCGACAUGACGCUUACCCAUUGGACGGGCAUGAUCAUAGGACCUCCCAGGACGCCAUACGAGAAUAGGAUCUACAGCUUACGAGUGGAGUGCGGUUCCCAGUAUCCAGGCGAACCACCAAAUGUUAGGUUUAUUUCCAAGAUCAAAAUGAUGGGCGUCAAUGAAAGCAACGGAACUGUGGACAGACGCAGCCUUCCUGUGCUGAAUCGCUGGCAGAGGAACUAUUCCAUCAAGACUGUACUGCAGGAAUUGCGCAGGGCCAUGACCCUCAAGGAGAACCAACGGCUGGGCCAGCCACCUGAAGGAUCUGCCUUCUAGAAAAUGCCUGCCGGCUUGGCUUUCCAGUGCUUAUCUAUGGGGCUUCUAAACCUACUUUGCCCAGCAGUUCACCUUUUGCCCCCCGAGCUGUUUCUGUUUGCUGCCCCCUUUGUUUUUGUUUUCUUUUUAUAACAACCCUCAAUGGUACAAUACAGUGCUUCAUAAAUAAUCAAGUGCC